CUGCGGGUGGCUAUACAACCGCUCCAAAAGAAUUGGUACAGCUAUUAAGGCAGAAAUCUAGGCCGUACUUGUUUUCAAAUUCUUGUCCUCCUGCAAUAGUUGCAAGUGCUAGCAAGGUAUUUGAUAUGUUGAUGGAUGGCUCGCCUCUCACGAAGAAAGUUAUGACAAAUACAAAGCGCUUUAGAGAGAAAAUGACCCAAGCUGGAUUCAACGUUAUUGGCGACGGCCACCCUAUUUGUCCAGUGAUGAUGCCAGAUGAACGCACUGCAGUUGCAUUUUCAGAUGCAAUGAUUGAUCGAGGAAUUUAUGUCAUUGGUUUCACUUUCCCGGUGGUGCCAAGAGGCAAAGCCCGUAUUCGCGUGCAAAUGUCUGCAGCCCAUACAACAGAACAAGUAGACGAGUGUAUCAAUGCCUUCAUCGAGGUUGGUAAGGAGAUGGGUGUCAUCUAAAAGUCGGAAUGUUUUCUUUUCAAGAAAAACUUCUGCACACAGUCAUUUUAACUUGAUUAAUUAGUCUGUGAAUUAGUCAUUUCGUGUGAAAUAGUGUUUUAUUUCUCUGGCUUAAUCUUAAUCCUAUCUUUAAUCGUCCGUUUUCUAUCCAGAAAACGUUUAAGUAUUACUGUUUACCAGGUAUUGAAGUCCUUGCAGGGUCAGUUAUUGGAAUAUAAAACUUUAGAGAUUAUCAAAUUUAAAAUAAAUUCACGUUUUAAUUAAAAAAAUUUCAAGGGGAGCUACAUUUCCAAAAAUAUGAUAUUGAUUAUUAAUAUAGAUCAUGUGAUCCUGCAUAUUUUAUUUUUGAAAUCUUGAGAUAUUGGCACAUUUUUAAAACUUUUUCUGCUUUAUUUAUUUGUACUUAGCCCUUGUUUCUAUAUCUAUUUAACCACAGAGCACUUCCUUAUUUAUAAGGUAUUCAUUUGUUUUGACAGUAAAUCUGUAAAGGCGUGAAAUAUUUAGAAUAAAUUUUAUAGAA
Messenger RNA from Rhopilema esculentum, 969 nucleotides. The record is from RefSeq and is a predicted model, not a curated record. NCBI's taxonomy places the organism in Eukaryota, Metazoa, Cnidaria, Scyphozoa, Rhizostomeae, Rhizostomatidae.